Molecule: messenger RNA, 414 nt
Organism: Knipowitschia caucasica
Lineage: Eukaryota; Metazoa; Chordata; Actinopteri; Gobiiformes; Gobiidae
Source: the annotation of a GenBank genome assembly
AUGGACUCGAUACAAGCCGUGGCCAGGCAACGAAACUCUGCAACUCUGUUCAAGAAAUCGAGCGCCCUCUUUUCCCUGCCCUCUUUUCCCUGGCUCCAACACGGAGGACAGCGCAUAUCAGCCACUGCGGACAAGAAGGUGCCGCGGGCCAUUGUCUUUGGGCUCUCAUUGGACUCUCACUCCAAGCCGUUCUGUGAGGUACAGCCGCACGCGCAGACCCAGAAAGCGUGUGAGUGGGAAGGACUGGUUGCUGCCCGUAGACAAGAAGCCCUUGUCAACCAUGACCGCGGCUCCAAUCCGGGCUUUCCUGAGGACAACAGCCCUUUUGUUCGCCACCACACCUGGACGGAUUACACGGAUGAGAGACUUUUCCAAGCCAUCGCAGAGGCCUCCCAUCCCAUCCUAUCCUGUUGA